UGGCUUUGUCACCGCCAGAACGAUUAGCUGCUUUGUCCCAAGGGCAUAAAGGUCAUGAGCUGAGUGAGUGAAGUCAGUCUGCUCUCAGACACCGACACAUCCUCGCCAUGUGGAGCUUCAUCGUGGUGUCCGUCCUCCUGGCAGCGGAGCUCCUCACUGCAGCCAGCGGGUGGGACAAUGAGCUGAAGGAAACGUUCACUGUCACGUGUCCAAGCAGCCAAGCGGUGUCUGGCCUCACCAGUCGCUACGAUGACCACAUGAAAGAUCGUCGUUGGGCAUUUUCGUGCAAAGCUUUCAACGUAAAGAGAACAUGCAAGUGGUCGAGGCCUGUGAACGAAGAUUGGGCGCCAAUGAACUUCAGAUGUGGAGCAAAUGAAGUGAUCGCAGGCGUCUACAGUGUCUACAGCGAGCUGCUCCAGGACAGGAAGUGGAGCUUUAACUGCUGCAGCUCUCCUGGCUUCACCACCUCCAGCUGCCACACCGUGAGCCACAUCAACUACUACCAGGAGUACUUCAGCUGGACGGUGGCCAGCGACCACUUCCUGAGCGGCGUGGCGAGCUCCUUCGACCGCAGCAGCCGGGACCGGCGCUGGAGUCUGACGUACUGCCAGGGCCACAGCCAGUGAAGACGCCGGGGAGGAGCCGGGCCUGGACCAGAGCUGCACCCUGAAGCUGCUGCUGCACCCUGAAGCUGCUGCUGCACCCUGAAGCUGCUGCUUCUCCAUGUGUGUGUGUGUGUGGGAGCUGCUCCAACCAACUCUCACUGACAGAUACGAGACAUCAGGACACAACUCUGGACCUGCUGAACUUAUGCAUAAAGUCUAUCAACACACCUCC
This is a messenger RNA of Pseudoliparis swirei, 837 nucleotides long. RefSeq names its product dermatopontin-like. Bases 108 to 626 code for a protein of 172 amino acids. The transcript has 5 exons. Lineage: Eukaryota; Metazoa; Chordata; Actinopteri; Perciformes; Liparidae. The record is from RefSeq and is a predicted model, not a curated record.